GUCUUACACUAUGGGCUUACUAAAAAAAUUACCAAGUUUUAGUAAAAAGAGUAGAGUCAAGACUUCCGAUCGACCUCCAUUACCUACUACUACUACUACUACUACUACAGUUGAACCUUUGUCUUUGAAGCUGGACUUUGAUGUCAAAUCUCAACCUGAAGAAUGGAAUGCUCAGAACGCUAUUACCACCAUUACAAACUCAAACGAUAAUAUGACAACAACUACUAAACCAGAAGCUAGUUUAUUGGACGAUAUCUUCUCUGAACUCAAGCAAUCUUCUCAACCUCAAGAUUCACUACAUGCUGACAUCUCUUUGGCUUUUGCACUAUCAGAACAACUCCAAAUGGAUUCAACACAAACACAACCUUUUCAACAGAAAAAGGAACCAAAUGUCAAUUCCACUCCAGUGACAUCGACUGCUUUAUUUGGCAAAGAUAGUAUCUACAGUAGUUAUCUUACAGGUCAUCAAUCCAACGAACCUUCUAUGUUUGCUUCUCUUAUGCAACCAUUACCUACAUCUCAGCACACGUCUUCUUCUGGACCACCUACUAAUAACAACACGGCAACAACAAAGAAGGAACAAGUGACAACACAAAUCGUAUUAGACUCAGAUGUAUCAGGUUCUGAAGAAAAUGACGAUGAUGAAUCAAGUGAUGAUGAACAUGAUGAAAAACUUCGAAAGACUCCUGGAGCAUGUCCUAUCAUGGAACGACGAGGACAUCAUCAUCGAUUGAAUGUAUCACGCAAAGUAGAUCAAUGGGCUCAUCAAAUUGAAGACAAUGUAGCGGAAUCAAAUCAAUCAAUGCUCAAUAGGAUGAAAGAUCGUCAUCGUCAACAAUAUAAACUAGCAGCUAUGCGACAACAACAACAACAACAACAACAACAACAACAACAACAACAACAACCUUUUGCUCCUAUGAUGUAUACACCUACUACUUCUGGAAACAUGAUGAUGACUCCUUCUGUUUCCUCUAUUGUACCAACAGCGUCUGGAAUGAAUCCCAUGCUUUGUGCCACUGUACCACCCAUCUCAAUGUCACCGUCUUUGCACUCCGCCAUGACCGUACCACAACAUGGCACCAAUUUUGCCACUCCAUUGGAUCCUACUUCGACACCAACCCUAACCAAAUAUCAUCAGCAACAACAAUGCAUUACUCCUCCUGCAACUGUAGAUCAGCUUUCGCCCCGUUCAUCUAACUCUUCACCCCGACCAUCAACACCUGCAUCUCCUACCCUCUCAGCUGAAAACACGCCUCGUACUUCCACCAGUACAGUUUCCACCAUUAAAUCAUCCAAAGGUCAAGUGGAUGUUGAAAGCAAUGAAGAGAAUCAACAAGACAAUAGCACCAUAGAAAAUAAAGAAUCAACAUUUAGUACCACGAACGAUGACGAUGCUGAUGAUGAAGCAGAUGAUGAUGAUAAUGACGACGAUGGUAUAUCAAUUAGUAACAAACGACGAUCUCACAAUAAAAAGUCUGCAUCCUCCAUUCGACAUUCACGCUCAGUCCCUGAUUUGAAAAAGAAGAAAAACAAACGCAAAUCCAACCGAUCACCACAACAUUCUGCCAAUCCUUCACCAUCCACAUCAUCCAAAACAACAACCACUUCAAAUUCAAUAGUGACGCCCAUGUCAUCCACAUCUACGCCAUCACAUCCACCAUUACCGCAAACAAGAUCAGUACCUCAAGGACUCAAGUCAAUGAAAAGUGAACCUGAUUUAAAACGACACUCCAACCAUCCCAUGGUGCCACCCUUUAUGCUUCAACAGCUCUACCAGCAACAACAACAACAAUUAUUGAACCAGCAACAACAGCAAUUACAAUUAGAAUUUGAAAGAAUGCAAUUAUAUCAACGGGAACAACAACUGAAACAAGAGUAUAUACAGUUACAUCAACGAUCAUCACAAAUCCAACGCAGUUCCACUUUACCAACUAUGGGUGCUCGACCUCCUCCUUUUGAUCCUCGUUUUUAUCCCUCUUAUUACCCUACAAUGCAAUGAUGUCCCCUCACUCACUUUUGUUAGUACUCCUCAGUCCUUUCUUUUUUUUUUAUAGUCUUGUCAUUAUGGUUAUAUAUCUUACGCCGUUUUAAUAAACGACCCUUUGAAUAAGCUCUCCCUUUUUUUUU
This is a messenger RNA of Halteromyces radiatus, 2127 nucleotides long. RefSeq lists its product as uncharacterized. NCBI's taxonomy places the organism in Eukaryota, Fungi, Mucoromycota, Mucoromycetes, Mucorales, Cunninghamellaceae. The record is from RefSeq and is a predicted model, not a curated record. Bases 11 to 1999 code for a protein of 662 amino acids. The transcript is spliced from 2 exons.